CGAGAUUGGAUUGCGGCGUGCAUUGUUGUUUUGCAGUAGCUUCAAGUCGCUGGCUGCUCAUCGAUGUGAAGUAACGAAGCGACACUUGUAAUGGUUGCUCAUGUUACCUUCGGUCAGCUAUGUCUCUUCCGCAAAGCAACGCCGCCGGAGGGAUUCACGGGAUCCUCUUGAAACUUCACGAGUCACUCGCAGACGAGGACACCCGUCGUCCGUCUUUGAGAUGUCAAGAUCUAGUGCGAGACCUGGGCCACACGUGCAUGCUAACACCCACCGACAAUGAACUUGCCUUACAGACAUCUUUGCUGUUUUCAAAAGACUCUGGGCUGCUCGCCUUCCUCAAGAAGUCUUUGCCACAAAAUGAGCUACGGGAUGCCAGAAUUAAGACAUUGUGUUUUUUGGAGAAGUUUUUGGACAAGCUUUCUCCGAAGGUCAAAGGGUGGGAGACGACAUACGCCAUUGACAUAAGAGACACAUGUAUGAUGGUGUAUACAAAGGACAAAAUGGCCAAAAGUAGGACUGCGGCACUGGAACUUCUUAUUAAGGUUCUCAUAACAACAAAAGCUUCCACUGUGGUGGCGGAGUUGAGAAUUGGUGACAUAUUCACAAAAUUUUACAGCGAACUUUGCCAAAAGAGCAAACUUCCAGAUUCAGUCCUUAGCACCAUCUAUGAAUUGCUGGGAGUUGUUGCAGAGGUUCACCCCAGUGAGAUGGUCAACUACUCAGACAAACUCUACAAAGCCUAUCUGGGGGAGCUCAAAGAGCAGAUGACUUCUACAACAAAGGAGCCCAAACUGAUUGUAGUUGCUGGAUGUUUGAGAGGACUUACUGCUCUCAUGGUUAACUUCACUAAAACAAUGGAGGAAGACCCAGCUACAUCCAACGAAAUCUUUCAAUAUUCUCUGAAGGCGAUAAAUCCACAGAUGGAAAUGAGUCGAUACGCUGUACCGUUUGCUGGCCUUAGAUUGUUCUCCAGGCAUGCGUCCCAGUUCAGCCGUAGCCUCAUAACCCACUACAGAGAGGUGUUUGAUGCCAUGUCCAAGCUCUGUGGUCACAUCAACAAUGAGAUGAAAAAAAACAGUUACUAUGCACUCGAAGCCUUCCUCAAGCAGGUUUCCAUGCUCGUGGCGGAAAAUAUUGAAGAGCACAAAAGCAAGUUGAAGUUUUUCAUGCAAAAGUUUUGUAGCAUCAUAAAGACCAUGGAGUCAACCCACAAAGAAUUAUCCAUUGCCAUACGAGGAUAUGGAUUGUUUGCAGCGCCAUGCAAGAAAGUUUGCCCACAAGAUGUGGAGUUGAUGUACACAGAACUGAUUCAACGCUGUAAACAGAUGUACCUGACUGAGUCUGAUAGGGAGGACGAAAGCUUCUACCAGCUGCCCAGCUUCAUGGACUCUAUAGCGUGUGUCCUGAUUCACCUGGACAAGGUUCCAGAGGUGUACACUCCACUACUGGAACGCCUCCUUGUGGUGCAGAUUGACAACUUCCCUCAUUACAGUGAGAAAAUGCAGAUCGCUUGUUGCAGAGCCAUCAUUAAAGUGCUGGUGGCCAUGGCCUCGAAAGGACCUGUUCUGUGGAGUUUCAUUAGCUCUGUGGUGCACCAAGGAUUGAUUCGUGUUUGUUCUAAACCCAUCAUCAACCCCGAGGGCAAACAUAAUGAAAAUGAUUUGUUUGGCUCUUCUGAAGUUCAUAUUGGAAAGUGGAAGAUUCCGUCCAGUAAAAACUAUCUCGCCCUAUACAAAGACCUACUAGAUUGUGAUCGGUUGAAGGAUUCAGGAUUUUUGGACGGAGCUUUUGAAAGUCAGAAUGCAGCUCUUGUGUCCUUGAGUCGCAUUCUUUACGAUGAGCUAGUCAAAUCGAUUCUUCUAAUCAUUGAUAAAUUAGACUUGUCUUUGCAAAAAGUCGCAUCAGGAGAGGAGGCUCCAGGUGAUAUAUCUCAUGUCGCGUCUUCUUCUGACCCUGCCGCUCAUCUUUUGCCCAAUAAGAUGAAAGACUUCACUGCCUUGAUCAAUUUAGUGGACUUUUGCAGUGAGCUCUUGCUUCAUAAACAUGUCGAGUAUUUCCAGACUUGGAUGUAUCCCUUCAGCCAUAAACUUAUCCUCCAGUCAAUUCGAAACCCACUUGUCAGUGGUUUUUACAAGUUGCUCUCUGUCACCAUGAACAUUUCCAAGAAAAUUAAGUAUUACCAGGGAGUUGGCCUUAACAGCUCAGCUUCAUCUCAGAGUGACACAGUGAAAAGUGCUUGUUUUGGACUCUUCUCAAAGUUUGGAAAGGAGGUCUGUGUGAGAAUGAAGCAGUACAAAGAUGAGCUGCUGGCAUCCUGCUUGACAUUUGUCCUCUCACUGCACCACAACAUCGUGGCUGUGGACAUGAAGGUGUACUGUCCUGCUCUGGAGGCGGCUCUGAAGUUGGGUCUUAGCCAUGUCCCUUUGGCUAACGCAGCUCUAGAUGCUCUGGAAGGCUGGUCCAGCCAUAUCCCUCUGGAGACCAUGCAGCCUUGCUACAAGCUCAUCCUCCCUCUUCUGGAUGGAUACCUCAAAACCAACGCCAGCGACAACAAAGACGAUAGCGUAUGGGAGGUGAUGUCCUCUUUGUCCUCAAGAAGUGACAUUGGAUACAACCGAGUGAUGACAAGGCUCCUGAAGAAGUCUAGCCAGUUUGCUAUGGAGGAUGCUCCUCUUACCAUGGUGAGGCUCAGGGUGGUCAAGUUACUCGGUCAUUUGGGUGGGAAGCUCAACAGAAACCUUAUAACUGUGGUCUCAUCAGAGGAGAUGAUGAAAAAGUUUGUGGCCUGGGAUAUUGAGAAGAGGCUCAGCUUUGCUGUGCCAUUCCCUGAUAUGAAGCCAGUCAUCUAUCUGGACCCUUUCUUGCCUCGGAUCAGUGAACUUGCUCUCUCCGCAAGUGACAGACAAACCAAAGUUGCUGCUUGUGAGCUGCUCCACAGCUUAGUCCUCUACAUGGUUGGUAAGAGUGCUCAGAUGGUGGAGGGAGAGAACCGUUUACCACCUAUGUACAAGCUGCACAAGAUGCUUUUUCCUGUGCUGCUGCGUCUGGCCUGUGAUGUCGAUCAGGUGACCAGGCAGCUCUUUGAACCACUGGUUAUGCAACUUAUCCACUGGUUUACUAACAACAAGAAGUUUGAGAGCCAAGAUACAGUAGCUGUUCUUGAAGCUAUUCUGGAUGGUGUUGUUGACCCCAAGGACAGCACACUGAGAGACUUCAGUGGCCGCUGCAUCGAAGAGUUUGUCAAAUGGUCAAUCAAACAAACUAGCCCCAAGCAGCAAGAGAAGAGCCCUACAAACAUGAAGUCGCUGUUUAAGCGAAUCUACAGCUUGGCUCUACACCCCAAUGGCUUCAAAAGGCUGGGUGCAGCUUUAGCUUUCAAUAGUAUUUACAGGCAAUUCAGGGAGGAGAAUUCCUUGGUGGAGCAGUUCAUCUUUGAAGUGCUUGUUAUUUUUGUCGAGAGCCUGGCUCUUGCACACACAGAUGAGCAAUCAAUGGGUACACUGCAGCAGUGUAGCAGUGCCAUUGAUCAUCUGAAACGGAUCAUCAAGUACAAGGCCCCCACUCUCAAUCAGCAAAGUGCUAAGAGACGUAUCCCGAGGGGCUUUCCAGCUGAAGUAAAGCUGUGCCUGUCAGACGUGGUUUUAUGGCUUCUGGAACAAUGUGGUCGACCUCAGACUGAGUGUCGCCACAAAUGCUUGGAGCUCUUCCAUGAGUUUGUGCCUCUCCUCCCAGGAAAUAAAUCUCCACCACAAUGGCUAGAGGGUGUGCUAAAUGAUCGUGGUAUGGGUUUCCUGGUCGCAAAGUUUGAAGGUGGAGGUCUACUUUCCCAACCUACUCUCAGGAACUUGAUGGGCCCUUUCAGCAUUCGCGCCACCCUGCAGUGGAUGGACCUUCUGCUGGCUGCCCUCGACUGCUACAAUACCUUCAUCAGCUUGCAUAUAAUUAAGCCUAAUCACAUGCUUAACUCCAGGGAAGAAUCAAGUUUUCUGCAAGCUGUGCAUUUCUUUUUGACUGAGCUUGCCACCCAAGAGCUGGCUGCAGCAGAGAGCCUCUUCCAACAUGGCCAGAGGAACUCUCACUUCAGUCCAAUAGAGGUGGACCAGUACAACUACAGCAAAUGUACAAUCAUUGUUCGUCUGCUGGAGUUUACCACCAUGGUCCUCGUCAAAGGAGGCCAGGACUUUUGCAAGCUUCUGGAACAAGAUAUUUUCACCUCCAUAUUUUUUGAGCUGACUGCCAUGGUGGUGUGCGAGCCAUACUCUGUGGGUUUCAAUAUGGCAGAUGUGGCUAUAAUAAAGAACCUACCCGAAGUAUGUAUUCCUCUCCUCAAGGCAUUGCUGGCCUCACCAUACCGUGCUCGUCUGGAAUGUAGCGUGAAGAAAAGAAUUUCACAUAAAAGUGUUGACGCGCUAUGUGCUGUCGACUUCUACCAGUCUGGACACCAUGGGCAGUUGGAAAUGGUUCUGUCUUCUUGCAAGCAGAUCCACAAAGCCGGCUUCCUCCACUCCAUUCUGCAAAGCCAAGAUGCAGAUCCUGCCAAAUCACUUCUCAUGGCGGUGUAUAACUGUGUAGCACCUGGUGACAGGAAGUCACUGCCGUCCUUGGAUGUAAAUACCAAGAAGCUAGCUGAGGGCCUACUUGAGCUUGCUUUUGCUCUCAAUCAAAUGGGUGAGCAACUCCUGGACAUACUCCUGACUGGAAGUCACUGCCAGAGCUUCUUGAGCUUCUCUCAUGCCGAAUAUUUCUACAGCCUCUUCCCGACGGCCAUCAACACUGAGUUGCUUCGAAACAUGAAUACUACUGUACCUCGUCUCAUGAUGGCGUCCUCUCUCAACCCCACCAUGGUCAGCGCGUUGCUGAAUGGCAUGCUGGACCACAGUUUUCGGGAGCGUUCUUUUCGGAAAACUCAGGGAAAACAGCUGGUGGAGGAGGUGCUACGAGGAUGGAAUAGGCUCCAGUCAUGGUGGGGUGGCCACGCUUCAAAUGCAGAGAGCAAAACUGCCACUCUCCUGUUACUCUCCAAACUCCUGCAGAUUGACUCCUCUGUGUGCUCCAAUGUCAACCAUGAAGGAUUUAAACAAGUUUUUUUUACUUUUACCAUGCUCCUGGUCGACAGAAGUCUACCCCUGAAUCUCAAGAGUCAAGCCCUGCUGGUGUUACCCUUCUUUACAACCGUCCCGGAGGAACCACUGGCUGAGCUGCAGAAAGCACUUGAAUCCCUGGUGGCCUCCCACUUUCCUAUGCAGUCUGAUGAAUUUGCAAAGGGGUCCCUUCACCGCAACAACUACAUGGACUGUAUUAGAAAGCUGCUGGAUGCCCUUGAGCUUUCUCAGAGCCCACUUCUGCUCAAACUGCUGGCUGGGAUUCUGUGUCGAGACAGAAAGCACAUCAUGGAGGAGCAAUUUCAAACAUGCUUUCAAAGAAUUGCUAAACGACCAAGUGGUGAACGACAGUUACAGCUGCUGUGUACGAUAUAUGGAGUGAUCCAGCAGGGUGAUGUGCCAAGCAGCAGUGUGCUUCAGGCCAUGAUGGAGAGAGUUCUGCUGCCUCUCGCCUCUCACUGUAGCACCAAGACACUCAUUGACUUCUUUGUGGCAAAUGUUGCGGACAUAAUGGCUUUGCUUCUCAGUCGCUUCACCAAGACAGGUGAAUCAACAUUUGAGAUACAGUUGUUGAAGAAGAAUGGCUGCUUCAAGUUGAUGGAACUCCUGUAUUCUCGGCUUCCCAAAGAGGAAGUUUAUUCGAAGGAAUCCCGCAUCAAUUCGGCUUAUUGUGGUGCAGACAAAACUGAAGGGAAUGAGCUGUCAAAGAAAUUGCUCAAGUCAUGUUUUGAAACGUUCACUGAGAAUAUGGCCAGCGAGACUCAGCUCCUCGAGGUCAGGAGACAGUACCACUGUGCUGCGUACAACUGCGCCAUCGCUGCCAUCAGCUGCAGCUUCAGUGAGCCCAAAUUCUAUUAUGGCUUCCUCUUCAGUGACAAACCAGAAAAGAACCAGUUCAUUUUGGAAAAUCUCAUUGAUGUUGAAAGGACCUACAACUUCCCAGUUGUCAUUGAGGUCCCUCUCGAGAGAAAGAAGAAAUAUACUAUGAUUCGAAAAGAAGUGAGCGAUGAGAACGGAGAGGCGCCAGUAUAUUUGUCCUCCCAGUCCUACAUGGCUGACAGCAGUCUGAGCGAGGAGAUGAGUCAGUUUGAUUUCUCGACCGGAGUUCAAAGCUUUUCCUACGGCUCCCAGAAACCUGAAGGAGAGAGACGCGCUGUAGCAAAAGUGCAGACAGAGGAGGCACCUUAUUCCCCAGAUGCAACAGUGGAACUGGAAAUGGACGAGCUAAAUCACCACGAAUGUAUGGCGACCAUGACAGUUCUCAUUGGUCACAUGCAAAGUAACAACAUAACUCCCAAAAUUGAACAGGGAAACGUGCCCAGUGACCUUCCUCCAUGGAUGAAAUUUCUACAUGGAAAACUGAUGAAUCCAGCAACACCACUCAAUAUCAGACUCUUCAUUUCAAAGCUAAUCAUCAACACGGAGGAGGUCUUUAGACCAUAUGCCAAGCACUGGCUGGGGCCACUCCUACAGCUUGUCGUAUCUGGCAGUAAUGGAGGAGAGGGUAUCCAUUUUAUGGUUGUGGAUAUUGUGGUCACAGUGUUGUCUUGGACAAGCUUAGCAAGACCCAAGGGCAAUGUCAGGGAUGAAGUGCUCGCCAAUCGGCUGUUAGAGUUUCUCAUGAAGCAUAGCUUUCACCAACGAAGGUCUGUGUUUCGCCAUAAUCUGGAGAUCAUUCGCACUCUGGUCGAAUGCUGGAAAGACUGUCUGUAUGUGCCUUACAGUCUGAUAUAUGAACGCUUCUGUGGCACGGACCCAGAAAGUGAAGACAACUCUGUUGGACUUCAGUUGCUCGGAAUCGUCCUGGCCAACAAUCUCCCAGCUUACGAUACCUCCUGUGGAAUUCAGUAUGACAGGUACAUCAAGUCCCUCACCAACAACAUGACCUUUGUAAGGUAUAAAGAUGUCUACUCAGCUGCUGCUGAAAUUAUUGGGCUCAUCCUAAAGAACUUGACUGACAACGAAAGCCAUCACCAAGAACUUCUCAAUCUCGCUGUAAGUCAGAUAACAAGUCUGAAGAAAAAAGAAAUGAAUGACAAGUUCAUUAUUUGUGUGAACAAAGUGUCAAAGCACUUUCCGCCUUUUAUGGAUAGGUUUGUCAAUCCUGUGUUCUACCAGCUGCCAAAGUUGCACGGCUUACUAAAGUUAAACUGCUUGGAGUGUGUUUUAAGUCGAGCUGAUGCCAUUCCAGAUAUUUUUUUGCAACUUAAGACCACAGGAUUCAUUCGGAUGAUGGCUCAUCGGGAUGAAGCAAUGCAGAGAGUGUGUCUUGAAAUCAUCCACAAAAUUCUUGCUCGCCUGACACCGCCUCAGCUUCAGGAGUUCCUUGGAGCUGUGACAUCGUUCGUUUCCCACCCUUCACCAGUGUGCCGAGAGAGAAUGUACGACAUCCUCAUGUGGAUCCAGGACAACUACAGUGAUGAAGAGAGUAUGACAGACAGCAUCUCACUGGAGGUUUUGAAUGCAGCGAAAGAGACACUACUUCAAGGAUUUUCUGAAGAGAACCAAAGUCUUCAGUUGUAUGUUCGUAAUUUCUGGAGUCAAGAGAAGCGCCUUCCAACCACGACUCUGGAGCGAAUGUUGACAGUGCUUCAUUCGUUGUACAGCUGUCAAAUAGAGAGGUGUUUCUUAAGCCUGGCAACCAAUCUCUUGUUGGAAAUGACUAGUCAGAGUCCUGACUUCCAAAGAAAUAUAUUCGAGUAUCCUCUCUCGGAGUGCACCUUCCAGGAUUAUUUGAUUGAUUCCAACUGGCGCUCCAGGAAUACGGUGAUGACUCCAAUGUUUGUUGAAACACAAAGCUCUCAAGGCCCUGAAAGCUUGGCACUGUCCCAGUCAGGAGCCAUGAAGGGGAAGCUUCGAGCCACUCAGACCUCACUUCAGUUUACCCAAACCCAAAUACCAGGUCGACACACAGCAUAUAACUGGCUUACCGGCAGCAGUGUGGACACAUUUGCAGAGUAUUCGGUGUCUGAGUCAUUGUCCUCCUUGUUGGUGUUUGAAAAGAAUGCGACGAGGCAAAGUACCGCAAGACGACCAGUAGGAAAAGGCUUUGGACAAGGGCGCCUCACCACAUUGACAGACGAGGUGGACGGUCAUGUAAAAGCAGAGAAUGAGAAACGUCAACAAAUCCUUCGAUUGAAACGCAGAUUUCUCAAGGACCAGGAGGAAAGCCUCAUUUUUGCACAAAAAGAAGUCCAAAAACAAAAGCGACUGAAGGAGCAAAAAGCGGAUCAAAGACUGCGAAAAGAGGCUGAGGUGACACUGUAUCGCAACUACAGAGUGGGAGACUUUCCAGAUAUCCAAAUCCCAUACAGUAACAUUAUUGCCCCCCUUCAAGCUGUUGCACAGAGAGAUCCAAUUCUGGCCAAACAGCUGUUCAGUUCGCUGUUUACCGGCAUCCUCCAAGAAAUGGAGACUCAGAAACCCAGGCAGCAAGCAAUUGAAAUUAAGGAAGACCUUCGAUGCACCAUGAACAAAUUUCUUGGCAAGAGUACGCUCUGCUUCCCACCAUUUAUUGCAUGUGUGCAGGACAUGUGCUACCGGCAUAAAGACCUGCUGCAUAUCGAUCCAGCACUCAUCAGCUCCACGAGCCUCGCAAGUCUCCAGCAGCCGUUGGGCGUCCUGCUUUUGGAAGAAGGUCUGCUGCACAUUGGCAUCCAGGAUGAACCUCCUACCAAAAGGUCACGAAAAGGACUCCACCCAGAUACCCAAAAAUGGGUCCACCUUGCAAGGCUUUACAGAGAUUUGGAGGAUUAUGAUGUUGUACGCGGCAUCUUUGGCGGUAAAAUUGGGACCAUGCCAAUCACCAGUGCUGCUCUGCAAGCUGAAGCCAGCACUGACUUUGCUGAAGCUGCUAAACUAUACAAUGAGGCUCUGAAUACGAAAGACUGGCCUAAUGGCGAGCCCACUGACUCUGAGAAGCACUUUUGGGAAAUAGCUGCAAUGGAGGCCUACAGCCAUUUGACUGAUUGGAAGUCUCUUAAGUACUGUUCCACGGGUUACAUCGAUGAAAAUACUCCUGCUAACCUGGAGAAAAUGUGGCUUGAGCCUCUCUACCAGGAAAUGUACCUGCCGCACAUGAUUCGAAGCAUGCUCAAGCUCCUGCAGUUGGGUGAGUGGGACCAAAGUCUCCUCAGCUUCAUGGACCAAGCCAUGAAGGUGGAGGAGCGCAAAAAGCUGCUGGAGAGUCAUUACAGCCAAGAGCUCAGCUUACUCUACAUCCUGCAGGAGGACUAUGACCGUGCUAAAUACUACACCAACUCUGCCAUGCAGCUGUUUAUGGAGAAUUACUCAAGUGUAGACGCAUUGCUGACACAGAGUCGUCUAACCAUCCUGCAGUCAGUGCAGGCCUUGACGGAAAUCCAGGACUUCCUGCAGUUUAUCAAAGGAGAAGUGUCUGUGACAUCCCUCAAGCGGCUCAUCAGUUCAUGGACUGAGCGAUAUCCUGAUUCUAAAAUGGAUCCAGUGAACGUCUGGGACGAUAUCAUUACAUCCCGAUGUUUCUUCCUGGACAAAAUCAGGGAAAAGCUUCAAAGCCAUGCAGACACCGAUAGCAUGGAGGUGGAUGAGGCUGAAGACACUGCAGAGGACCUUAACACUUUAGUAAACAACUGCAAGUUCGGCAUGAAACUGCACAUGGCCGAUAGCGCAAGGAAGCAGAACAACUUUUCUGUUGCCACCAAGCUGAUGAAGGAACUUCACAGAGAUGCUAAAACAAAUAGAAAAUGGUUACUGCGGUGGGUCCACAGUUUUAGCCGGUACAGCCAUAAACGCAGCCAAGCUCAGGGUCCUUUGGAGCAACUCAAUAUCAUGCUGAAGACCGUCCCGCUUUUGCAGGAUAUUCAGGUUGACUGCCAGAGUGCCACAUCUGAAGUGUACAGACACCAAAGGAUCCUUCAAGGAACAUCUUUCCACAUCAUGGCCACGGCUGUAAGCAGAAGCCCCUCAGUUCUGGAAACUAUUGAAGCUGACAAAGCCGAAAGAAUUGUCAAACUUUCAGAAAGCGUUUGGCCUGUUCAAGAUCUGAAGGAAGUGGAAGUGGGGCUACAGUUGCGAGCCUUGACGCUGAUGCGUGAUGCCGCCAGAAAGGCUGAUGAGGAGCUGCAGACUUGUAAAGGGAAAUGCACGGAAACCAGCAGCAUUGUAGAAACAUACAUGUGUUUAGCCGAUUUCUGUGAUAAACUUCUGCGUCGGGAGGAUGAGGGAGACACGAAAAAUCCAUUCCCAGACCUCUUGACACUCCCAGUUUAUGUAGUCGAAAACAUGUUGAAAGCCUUGAAGUUGAACUCUGAGGAGGCUCGUCUCAACUUCCCCCGACUACUUCAAAUCAUUGAGUUGUAUCCUUCUGAGACGCUGGACCUCAUGACGAACAAGAUGGCGUCAGUGCCCUGCUGGAUGCUAAUUGGUUGGAUCAGUCAGAUGGUAGCCCUUUUGGACAAGCCUCAAGCUGUGGCCGUGCAGCACUGCAUCCAGCAAAUAGCGGAAUGUUACCCUCAAGCUCUGGUUUAUGCUUUAAUGAUCAGUAGCGAAAGUUACCACUUCGAGGGCUCUGCCACUGGCCACUGUCAGCAGGAAUUUGUCAACAGGAUUAACAACAUGCUGGACAAGGGAGGAGCUGUGAAGAAAUUUGUGGAUGCACUGCAACAAUUCACAAAUCCUGAUAUGAUUUUUAGGGACUGGUGGGAAAAUGUAAAAAACGAAUUGGGAAAGCCUGACUUCAACAUGGAGAAAAUGGAGAACAUGUACAACGAGAUGUACUCUUCACUUGGGGAUUGCCAAAAAGAUGGUCAUGGGAUAUUUCGCAAGAAAUUUAUCCAAAAAUUUGCUAAGAAUGUAGAGAGUUUGCUGGGAAGGAAAGGCAGCAAACUUUUUGAGAAGAGGAGACAGAAAAGCUUUGUGCAAAAGGUGGAUCAGUUGGCAAUGUCCAUGCGGAACUGUCAGGCGGAACCCGGGAACCUGAAGGAGUACUCGCCCUGGCUGAGUGCUUUUCAGGCAGACUUGUUCAGAAACGAGCUGGAGAUCCCCGGUCAAUAUGACGGCAGAUCCAAACCUUUGCCAGAGUACCACGCCAAGAUAACUGGAUUUGAUGAGAGGGUAAAGGUCAUGUCAUCUAUUCGCUGUCCCAAACGUCUGAUCAUCCGUGGCGACGAUGAGCGCGACCACCCUUUCCUGGUGAAGGGCGGAGAGGACCUCCGACAGGACCAGCGCAUCGAGCAGCUUUUUGCCGUCAUGAACAUUUUGCUGAGUCACGACGCGGCAUGCGCUCGCAGAGGCCUGCAGCUCCGCACAUACCAAGUCAUCCCCAUCAACACGAGAAUUGGUCUAAUUGAAUGGAUGGAGAACACAUGUACUUUGAAGGAGUUUCUGUCAGCCACUAUGACGGAGGAGGAGUCACUUAGGGCAGCCAGGUCUCGUGACAUCUACAAUAAGUGGCUGUCCACUUUUUCUCGAAAAUCAGAAGAGUCUGGGGUAACACUGUAUGCUGCAGCUUACAUGAGAGCAAAACGCGCUGAUGCUAUCAGCAACUUUUCCAACGUUUCGCAGCAAGUGCCCGCUGAUCUCCUCAAGAGAGCUUUCCUUAAGAUGUGCAACAGUCCUGAAGCCUUUCUUUCCCUGCGCUCCCACUUCAUCAGCUCGCAUGCGUUACUGUGCGUCAGCCAUUGGCUGCUAGGCAUUGGGGACCGUCAUAGCUCCAACUUCAUGAUCAACACGGAAACGGGAGGCAUGAUUGGCAUCGACUUUGGUCAUGCAUUUGGCUCAGCCACGCAGUUCCUUUCGGUCCCCGAGCUCAUGCCUUUCCGACUGACCAGACAGUUUGUCAAUCUAAUGCAACCCGUGAAGGAGUCCGGUUUGAUCCAGAGUGUCAUGGCGCACUCCCUCCGAGCGUACAGGAACGAACCGGACCUGCUGCUAAACACAAUGGAUGUGUUCGUCAAGGAACCAUCGCUGGACUGGAAGAACUUUGAAAUAAAGCAACUGAAGAAGGGAGGUACGUGGACAAAGAGCGUAGAUACCAACGAAAUCAACUGGUAUCCUUUGCAGAAGGUGAACUUUGCCAGACGAAAACUGGAGGGUGCAAAUCCUGCCACUAUAACCAGUGAGGAGCUAAAGCUGGGCUUCGAGAAGGACCCGGCCUUCCAGGGGAUGCAGUCGGUCGCCCUGGGGACGCCUGAGCAUAACAUCCGCGCAAGGGAACCGUCCGCGGGUCUGUCCGUGGAGAAGCAGGUGGACUGUCUACUCGACCAAGCCACGGACUCAAAUGUGCUUGGGAGAACGUGGGUGGGCUGGGAGCCGUGGUUGUGAUGACUCAUGUUGCGUUUGAUUGCGAACAGGUUUGGCGGGUGCGGUUACCCAAACUGCUAACGCAACUAAAUGUGCCAGCAAGUCUAAUGGUGGAAAAAGACAACUCUCAUUCAAAAUGCAUUAGCAGUAGCUUUACCUCUGCAGCCAAUUCAGCGACUUUUCCGACCCCUUUUUUCUUUUAAUUAUGACAUCAUCAAACACACACACAUCUGGACUAAGCCUGCAGCUUUGCAUACCUUGAUGUAGUAGCCUCCAUAAGUGUACAACCCAUCAAAAAGUACAUUUUUCAUAAUAUGCACACUUUACGUAAUGUGAUAAGUGUUUGCUUAAAUUGUUGGUAUUGUUGUAUUGGUAAUUACAAAUAAAUGUUAAGAAGUUUGGAA
Messenger RNA from Phycodurus eques (leafy seadragon), 12787 nucleotides. It is a transcript of the gene prkdc, whose product is annotated as protein kinase, DNA-activated, catalytic subunit. Gene Ontology annotation, biological process: intrinsic apoptotic signaling pathway in response to DNA damage; immunoglobulin V(D)J recombination; telomere maintenance. The record is from RefSeq and is a predicted model, not a curated record. Gene Ontology annotation, molecular function: protein binding; DNA-dependent protein kinase activity. Lineage: Eukaryota; Metazoa; Chordata; Actinopteri; Syngnathiformes; Syngnathidae. Gene Ontology annotation, cellular component: nucleus.